This is a messenger RNA of Acanthopagrus latus (yellowfin seabream), 3595 nucleotides long. It is a transcript of the gene dzip1, whose product is annotated as DAZ interacting zinc finger protein 1. Gene Ontology annotation, cellular component: cytoplasm; ciliary basal body. The coding region runs from base 674 to 3217 and encodes 847 amino acids. The record is from RefSeq and is a predicted model, not a curated record. The transcript is spliced from 19 exons. Lineage: Eukaryota; Metazoa; Chordata; Actinopteri; Spariformes; Sparidae. Gene Ontology annotation, biological process: cilium assembly.
UGAUUCUCCCGAGCUUCACGGCGGUCUGUUUUUUUGAGCAGGGAUUUAGGAAUGUGGAGACCAGCAGCUACGUCACCCUCAAAUGGACCGGGGUACCGUCGUCUGAAAACUUUUCAAAAGCGUAUGAAUUUAUAACACAAACCCCUCGGUUGAGGUCAAGCAAGGGGGAUAAUAAGCUUGCCCCGACAUGAAGUGAUUGUUUCGGGAACGUAAUGCCAGGAGAUGAACGCUAGCUGCGUUUGGUGUUAGCAAGGAGACCAUUUUAAACAUCCUCGCUGCAGGACCACAACUCGUCUUCCACACACUGUGGGGAAACAUUUGCUGAUUGCUCGCAGUGUUUUGAUAACAUUCCUCUCCCGGGGACGCUCGGCUCGGGCUCCAUGGUAACGUGGCGGACGCCCAGCCUCGUUGUCGCGUUGAGCUGCCUGCAGAGGGGGCGGAACCGGAGAGGAGAGGAGCGACGGGUCCUCGAUUUCUUUCUCCCCGAUAAGGCGAAAUCAGCCGAAGAUGGUAAGGAGAGCACGGCUACGUCAGGACAGAGACAGCGUUAUAGCCAUUUCACGACGGAGCCUACUACCCAUACUCCAGUGACACCCAGGGGACCCACUCAUCAGCAGGGAUCCCAUCGCUCCUGAAUUCCCCGAUCAGCCAGCACUCUGUGCCUGUACCAGGCAUGACUCCAUCGAGCGGAGCCUCCGUCCUCCUUCCUUUCAAGUUCCGUCCACGGAGGGAGAGCGUGGACUGGCGGCGAAUCAAUGCCGUGGACAUAGAACUGGUGGUGAGCCAGCUGGAUGUGGAUGCACUGCAGGAGCACAUCAGCACGGUGACCUUCUGCAGCUUGGACGGGGAGCGAUGCCAGCGGUGCCAGAGCCCCGUGGACCCGGCUCUGGUGAAACUCCUGCGGCUGGCCCAACUCACCGUGGAGUGGCUCCUCCAUUGCCAGGAAUUCCUCACCCUCAAUCUGCAUGCGGCAGAGGAGAGGCUGGUGGCGGCCGGCAAGGAGCGCGAGCAGCUGCUGGCUCAGCAGAAGAAGCAGGAGGAGAAGGUGAAGGCGCUGACCGCCGAGCUCAAGCAGAGGAGGAAGGUUAUCCGCACCCAGCAGUCGAUGCUCGCGCCACGAAUCCUCAGCAGCCAGAAGUGUCUGCAGUGUGAUAAAACCUUCCUCAAUGCCUCUUUUCUCCAGAAUCACAUGCAACGCCGCCACCCUGACGAGUAUGAGAUCCAGGUGCGUUCAGACAGCGAGAAGCAAUCUCAGAUUGAAAGCCUCAAGUUGGAGAUCGGCAGUCUGAAAGAGCAGAUUGUUCAGCAGAAGCAGGAGUUGCAAGCUAAAGCAGCUCAGGAAAAAGAGCAGCAGUCUCUCCACAAAGACCUGCAGAGAGAAAUGGACCGUUUUAAGGCUGAGGAGAUGGCGCGGAUGGACAGAAAGAUAGAGGACAGCAGGGAUGGCAUACGCAGAGAGAUGGAAUUUCUGUACAGCCGAAAUAUUCAGGCUCUCAAUGAAGCAAAUCAGAAUCUGACAGCCAAGCAUGAAAAAUCAGCCAGCCCUGUUCACUCGCAGCCGGAGAGAGAUGUGGACAACUACAAAGAGAUGCAGAUACAAGCCAUCCACAAGCUGGAACAGCAAAUGAAGAAACAGGAUAAAAAGUGGGAAUCCAGGCUUCAGGACAUAAAGGCUCAACACGAGUCUGAAAAGAAUCAGCUGCUGAACGAGCUGAGCAGAAUGCAGUCGUCUGUGUCAGAGCACCAGGAACGCAGCCAGAGGCUUCAGCAGGAGAUGGGGAGGAGGCUGCAGGAGAAGGAGCAAGCCAUAAAGGCUCAGAGGGAGCAGAUAAGGAAUAUUUCUUCAAACCCACCCACCAAAGUCGUGGAAGUGCCAGUCAUUGUCAGUGCACCAGCUCCAGAGCUGAAACCAAAGAAAGUCAUACUUGACUCGAGCAGCUUCUCUGAGAGGAAGCCUGAGCCCGCACCAGAGAAGAAGCAGAGGGCGACUCUGAAAAGGAACACCAGCAUCAAGAAAGAAAUGCGGCCGGAUAUGGAGCAGUCUCUUAUUAGGAAACUGGAGAAACUCGGAGUCAAGCCUGAUCAGAGCGGUCUGAAGAACAAAGAGCUCACUUCCAUCCUGGCCAAGGUGCAUUCAGACCGGGAGAGCUUCGCAAAGGGGAAGCCCAGCUACUGGCGCCAGCGUGAGGAGAUUGUCGGCACUGUGGUGCAGAAGCUGGGUGCUCAGAGGAGAGGCAGCGACCCUGCUCCUGAGUCACAGACCAGAUCCAGACAAUCGGUUCAAGUGUUACAGAUCCGCCCUCGCUCCAGCAGCCUGCCAUCCAGAGCGACACAGGUGACGUCCGGACCUGCAGUCAAACAGCCAAAGACCCCCCAACCGGCACCGAGGACCAAGACCACCGUCCAGCCCAAGAUGUCUACACCUAACAGCAAGACCGUUCAGAGGGGCUACACCCCCAGGACCCCUCCUUUCAGUUCAGAUGAGGAAUCUGAAGAAGAAGAUUCAGACAUGGAGGAAGAACAGCCCAUAAAACAGCAGAGGGGCAAGUCGCCACAGUCUAGACCAAACCAGGCGACACCGGUGCAGAUCAGACCGAGCAAAGCCUCACCAGUUCAGGCCAGGCAGGUUCCAGCCAGACACUCUUUCCUCUCCAACCAGCAGCCAGCCCCAGGGACAGCGACAGCGGGCAGGGUCACCAAGACGGUAGUCACAAAGAUAGAGAGCGACGAGGAUGACGACUGGUCGGACGUCAGCGAGCUGCAGGAGAUCGACCCAAAACAGCUUCAGACUCACAAAGACCAGAAUGGCAAUGUGGAGAAGAGAAGCUUUGGGAAAGAGAAUAAAAUCAACGACCUGGCCAGAAAAAUGGAAAAGCAGUUUGCAGGGAGAGCAGUGAAGAAACCAGCAGGGGGCAUCAGCAUCCUACCAGAGAGAAAGGACGAGGUUCAGGACCUCACAUACACAGAUCUCGAGGAGAGCAGUGAUUGGUUGGUCUCCUCAUUAGAGGACAAACAGGAAGUGUCCAAACCAGCUCAGGGAUCUGGACCAAUGAGGAAGAGCCUGGACUCACCCAGCACCAGCGUCUGGGGAACCUCCACAGGAAAGGCUCCCAAGUCAGGUCUGACAGAAGCUGGAACAGGAAGCACCCUGAAGAGCAGCCUCUGCUCCCUCAGUGACAUCAGCGACUCCGAGGACAUUAGCAAUAAAUACAGUUAACACUACAGCUGAUCAGGUGACGCACAGACACAAAGACCUCACUAAGUAGCCAUGUUUUAUACUUUUAUCAUAUGGAUGCUAUAAUACAGACACAGCAAUACUUCACAAAGGGUUAUCAAAUGGUUUUCCAAUCAAGUAGUCUCACCUCGCGCCUUGUGCCAAUUCUUCUUUCCUUGCCUUAGACCCUUUCAGUGUUUUGAAAUAGAUUUUGUUUUUUGUAUAUUCAAUGAAAUAUAACCCCUGUGAGACACUAUAUGUAGCUUGUGUAAAAGCUUUGUAUAUCAAAUUUUAUAACGUCCUCAUGUGUCAAAUGGAGCAAUGAGAUGUGAUUUUUUAAAAGAAAAUAUUUAUACAAAUAAAAGAUUUCUUUGUGGAUUA